Messenger RNA from Anopheles funestus (African malaria mosquito), 1589 nucleotides. It is a transcript of the gene Pyroxd1, whose product is annotated as pyridine nucleotide-disulfide oxidoreductase domain-containing protein 1. Gene Ontology annotation, molecular function: oxidoreductase activity. The transcript has a single exon. The record is from RefSeq and is a predicted model, not a curated record. The coding region runs from base 1 to 1446 and encodes 481 amino acids. NCBI's taxonomy places the organism in Eukaryota, Metazoa, Arthropoda, Insecta, Diptera, Culicidae.
AUGACGGACAGCAUUUCAUAUACCUACGUUAUCGUCGGAGGAGGAAUUGCCGGCGUGACUUGUGCCGAAACGUUAAACCUUCUUCGUCCAACAGCAACCGAUCGAAUUCUGCUACUAACAGAGUCUACUCUCGUCAAAGCUGUCACCAAUGUGGUCCCACUGGGUAAAAUUCUAAACCGCUUCGAUGUGCAGGAAAAAAGCACAGGAGAACUUGCGUCAGCAAAUAAUAUCGAUGUGUUGCUCGAUCAACUUGAUUCAAUCGUAAGCGAAAAGCGUUUUAUAAAAACGACCGCUGGAAAAUGCAUCCAUUAUCGGUAUCUGUGUCUGUGCACCGGUGCCAGGCCAAACAUUAUCGAUAAGGCUAAGGGAAAUACGAACGUGAUCGGUAUACGCGACACGGAAUCGGUGGAAGAGUUUCGCAAGCGCAUCCACACGGCCACUCGACUAGUGGUCGUGGGAAACGGUGGCAUUGCAUCGGAACUGGUGUAUGAGGUGGAUGGAAUGGAGGAAAUUCAUUGGGUGAUAAAGGAUCCGUACAUAAGCUCCACGUUUGUUGAUUCCGGUGCGGCUACGUUCUUUAGAGAAAGAUUAAACGUAAAGGCAACAGCGGAAAAGGAAAAGACCAUUUACAAGCGGAUGCGUUACACGGAACAGCACGAAACUGGGGAUCAUUCUACAGCUGGUGGCAGUAAGCGAGGAGCUGCAUUAGGACCGGACUGGCAUCGUGCCUUUGACAUCCAAAAGCAUGGCGAGACAGCUUCCCCCAAUGGCAACAAAGUAACCGUUCAUCAAUCGGUGGAAGUUACGGAAAUUAAAGAAGUUACUUCCGGACUACAAGUUGUCCUUACCGAUGGUACAACCAUUGAGUGUGAUUUCGUAGUGUCCGCUACCGGUGUAGUACCGGCCAUAAGCUGGACUGGUGGGUGUGAUCAAUCGUUUAAAUUGGGGCCGGACGGUGGCCUUUUCGUUAACUGGUCGAUGGAAACAUCCGUAAACGAUAUAUACGCGGCCGGGGAUGUUUGCUACGCCGGAUGGGAACUUGCCCCCCAUUGGUUCCAGAUGCGUCUAUGGACACAGGCUCGCCAAAUGGGUGCAAUGGCCGCUCGUAGCAUGGCCGCCAAGCGUGCAGGUGAAGAGAUUUAUCAGGAUUUUUGCUUCGAAAUGUUCAACCACGUUACAACCCUGUUCGGUUACCAGGUGGUGCUUUUGGGGCGCUAUAAUGGACAAGGUUUGAACGACAAGUAUGAGGUGUUGCUACGUAUGACGCCCGGAUUAGAGUACAUUAAAUUUGUGCUGGUUGACGGCCGUUUGCAGGGAGCACUGUUAGUCGGUGAGACGGGACUGGAAGAAACGUGCGAGAAUUUAAUCCUGAAUCAGCUUGAUCUAUCACCGUACGGAGAAGACUUGCUAAAUCCUGACAUCGAUAUUGAGGAUUAUUUCGACUGAGAGGAGGGUAGUGACGAUCGGGCAAUCGGGAAUGUGUUGUAUAAAAGAAUAAACCCAGAAUAACAAGAACUAUCUAUGGCACAGGUCUGUACAUAUAAAAAGGGAAAUAAAUUGAUUGGAAAGUACAACGCUGUUGAACCUGA